Messenger RNA from Pezoporus flaviventris, 4787 nucleotides. It is a transcript of the gene SCFD1, whose product is annotated as sec1 family domain containing 1. Gene Ontology annotation, molecular function: syntaxin binding. Gene Ontology annotation, cellular component: cytosol; Golgi membrane. The transcript has 25 exons. NCBI's taxonomy places the organism in Eukaryota, Metazoa, Chordata, Aves, Psittaciformes, Psittacidae. The record is from RefSeq and is a predicted model, not a curated record. Bases 90 to 1988 code for a protein of 632 amino acids. Gene Ontology annotation, biological process: endoplasmic reticulum to Golgi vesicle-mediated transport; intracellular protein transport.
UCGCCGUACGGAGCGCCACGUCGUCUGGCGGCUGCGUGCGCGUCGGUGGGCGGGGUGCGGUGCCGCUGCUGGGCUGGCGGGGCAGGAAGAUGGCGGCCGGCAUCCGCGAGAAGCAGACAGUGGCUUUGAAACGUAUGCUGAAUUUCAAUGUUCCUCCUGUUAAAAACAGCACAGGAGAACCAGUAUGGAAGGUUCUCAUUUAUGACAGAUUUGGCCAAGAUAUAAUCUCACCUUUGCUGUCAGUGAAAGAGCUGAGAGAUAUGGGGAUCACUUUGCAUCUGCUUUUGCAUUCAGAUCGGGAUGCUAUUCCAGAUGUUCCAGCUGUUUAUUUUGUGAUGCCAACAGAAGAAAAUAUUGACAGAAUGUGCCAGGAUCUUCGAAACCAGCUUUAUGAAUCUUAUUAUUUAAACUUUAUUUCUGCCAUUUCAAGAAGUAAACUGGAAGAUAUUGCAAAUGCUGCCAUAGGUGCUAAUGCAGUAACUCAAGUGGCUAAGGUGUUUGAUCAGUAUCUUAAUUUUAUUACUUUAGAAGAUGACAUGUUUGUAUUGUGUAACCAAAACAAAGAACUUGUUUCCUAUCGUGCCAUUAACCGACCAGAUGUAACAGACACAGAAAUGGAAACUAUAAUGGACACUAUUGUUGAUAGUCUCUUCUGUUUUUUUGUUACACUUGGAGCUAUUCCUAUAAUCAGAUGCUCAAGAGGAACUGCAGCUGAAAUGGUGGCAGUGAAAUUAGAUAAGAAGCUCAGAGAGAAUCUAAGAGAUGCGAGAAACAGUCUUUUUACAGGUGACACACUUGGAGCUGGCCAGUUCAGCUUCCAAAGGCCCCUGUUAGUCCUUGUUGACAGAAACAUAGAUUUAGCAACUCCUCUACAUCAUACAUGGACAUACCAAGCUUUAGUGCAUGAUGUUCUGGAUUUCCAUUUGAACAGAGUUAACUUGGAAGAAGCAACAGGAACAGAAAGUUCUCCAGCAGGUGCUAGACCUAAGAAAAAAAAUAAGAAGUCCUAUGAUUUAACUGUGUCAGAUAAAUUCUGGCAAAAACAUAAGGGCAGUCCUUUUCCAGAGGUAGCUGAGUCAGUUCAGCAAGAACUGGAAUCUUACAGAGCCCAGGAAGAUGAAGUCAAGAGGCUUAAAAGUAUCAUGGGUAUAGAAGGGGAGGAUGAAGGAGCAAUAAGUAUGCUUUCUGAUAAUACAGCUAAGCUAACUUCAGCUGUCAGCUCUCUUCCAGAACUUCUGGAAAAGAAGAGGCUCAUUGAUCUUCAUACAAAUGUUGCAACAGCCGUUUUGGAGCAUAUAAAGAGUCGAAAGCUGGAUGUGUACUUUGAAUAUGAGGAAAAGAUAAUGAGCAAAUCCACUCUGGAUAAAUCUCUUCUGGACAUGAUUUCUGACCCAGAUGCAGGAACUCCAGAAGACAAAAUGCGAUUAUUUUUGAUCUAUUACAUAAGCUCAGCUCAGGCACCUUCAGAGAUUGAUUUGGAGCAGUAUAAAAAAGCAUUGAUGGAUGCAGGUUGUAAUCUUGCUCCUUUGAGCUACAUAAAACAAUGGAAGGCUUUCACUAAGAUGGCUUCAGCUCCAACCAGCUAUGGAAACACUACACCUAAACCUUUGGGUCUGCUUUCUCGUGUUAUGAAUACAGGAUCACAGUUUGUAAUGGAAGGAGUGAAGAACUUGGUACUGAAGCAACAAAAUUUACCAGUCACACGUAUAUUGGACAACCUUAUGGAGAUGAAAUCAAACCCUGAGACGGAUGACUACCGGUAUUUUGACCCCAAGAUGCUGCGAGGCAGUGACAGCUCAGUUCCAAGAAACAAAAAUCCAUUCCAGGAGGCAAUAGUGUUUGUAGUCGGAGGAGGCAACUAUAUUGAAUACCAAAAUCUUAUUGACUACAUAAAGGGUAAACAAGGCAAACACAUCCUGUAUGGCUGCAGUGAACUUUUUAAUGCUACACAGUUUAUAAAACAGCUGUCCCAACUUGGCCAGAAAUAAGACUGAAACACCAUUACCAGGAUGUCAAAGUGACAACAGAGAAUUAUUACAACAUUCAGAUAUCUUCAUAACUAUAAUUUUGUCAUUAUAUUAAAACAACCCCAUUUCAUUAAUAUAACUUUUAAAAAAUAUCUGUAAUUAAUAUGGUGAAUAUCAACAUUUACGAAAUAAACCUUAAAACCUGCUAUGUUUUUGGUGGGGGUUGGUUUCACAUUAUUACAUUCUAAAUGCAGUGUGAGCUAUGGUGUAUGACAGAACUGGCUGAAAAGCACAACGUUUUCAAGUUUUUAUCUAUAGUUUCUGUUACAGUAAACAAAGCAAAAGCUUGAAGAAAAGGUCAAGUCUGUCUUUAGGAAAUGUUUUACUUCUUGAAAGCCAGACUGUCUUUCUUUAACAGAAUUGAAAAGGACAAAACCGCCUUUUAGGAUCACAGACAAACAGCCUUAGUGCAAGAGAACUACUACAAGUUCUUACCCUUUUAUUUUACCAAAGCCAUUAUACUUGUACUUAGAUUUGUGCAGUCGUGUCUUGAUGUUCCAAAGAUAUACUUGACAUACACGUUUCUGAUAGAGUAAAAUUUAGCUUUUAUGGUUAAGAGAAAAUCACUUGCCUACAAAAUCAGUUUCAACUGUAAAACUUUACAGUUUUACAUUUUUAACCAUUUUCUUCUGCACUUUUUAUUGUAACUACUGUUAUGGUUUGGAAGAAACCAAGUGAUACUCACACAACAGCUCAUAACUUCAUUAUAAGCACAUAUUUAAAAUAGUUUUUAACAACUGCAUGAAGUAGGAGCAGUUAAAUAGUUUGAAAAAAAUCUCACGAUAAAAUAAUUUUGCCAGCUAGGAUAGCUCUGAAGAGCACAUGUGGGAAUUGGGAAAAGGGAACUAAUUUUCUUUAUAGAUGUAGAUAUAUGCCUCUAGAAAUGUCCUCUUUGGAAGCAGCACUGCUACUGGUGAAGCAAUAAUACAUCUUCAAAAUGAAGUCUAACAUACUGAAAAAGUGAGAAGAACAUACUUGUGAUUUUAUUAACAAACUGUGGGAAUUACUGGCUUACUGUAAACUUUUCAGCAGUGGUUUUUUUUCUGCACUGUUCUUUAAUGGUGAAUAUUAAUUUUGCUCUAAAGGCAAUAUUCUUUCCCCAGCAUGCCUGUACAAGAAGUGCAGUUGAGCUAUUCCUUAAAAGCAUCACCGUAAAAAUAUGCAUAAUCUAGUCCAUGGUAUUAAAAAGUAAUAAUGUGAUUUAAUUUUUUCAGCUGAGUACUGUAAACUACUCCACACUACUACUAUAAGCUUCUAAUCUUACCAUGUCAAUAAAUGCAUUUAUUGUGGUGUUAAUUAUAGUUGCAUGUGAGCACUCUCCCAUGCUUCAGUCAGCAAGGACUCAUCUUGUCAAAUGCACUUUGUUAUGCUAAUUCCCUAUAUAUUUGUUAGUAAAAGCAAGGUGAAAGUGCAUUUGGAAAAGAAAAAUUACAUUUAAGGUGUUUAUUGCUUCCUCUGGGAGUGUGUUCGAGGAGCUUGAAAUAAUCCAUCCCCAAGAAAACUGUGCUUCCUGUGCAAAGAGUUUUAACCUUGCAGCUGACAGCCAGCUUCUGAAAAAUCUGCUGACAGCUUUUUGUCCAGAUCUUGACCCUGCUCAUUUAAACCAGGAGCACUCCUAAAUCACAGCCUGCAGAUUCUGCUAUUUCAGUAAACUUUGUAAAGAUAACAGAAAUUACUUCGGUGGCAGUGAUCAAAAACUUAAUUUGCAGUUUUUACACUGUCCCUGAGAUAGGUUUUAUUUCUGCCUAGCUUUAUAGCUGAAUCUUGUGAGCAUGCACUGGUCAGUUCAGGUUUGGGGUUUUUUUUCUUAAACUAAUAAACACAGUUUUAGUACUUCAAACAUUCUUCUCUUUCUAAACUAGCUUUCUGGUUUUGUCAUAGUAGUAGUCCUAAAGCUCUCCAUUACCAUUAAAAUCUCACAUUUACCACUCUAACAGCAUACUCAUCAUGCUUCUUUCCUUCUGACCCAACCUAAGUUAUGGAGUGCUGGUUUUUGUUACAGGGCCCUUUUCCCCAAACACCUCUUGGAGAAUUAGGAAUGUAGAAGGUUGUACAAGUCUCCAUGAUUGAUCUAGAGGCAAACAGUGUUAAAAAUGAACUGGCUCUUUGGCAUGCUUACUCAAUUUAUAGCCAGUCCCUAUGCCCUUCACAUCCUCAAAGGUUCCUCGCAGACUUGUGCUCAUUAUGCCCAGCUCAGCGGGUCUUUUAAAUAAAAUCAUACCGUAGAAUCAUAUAAUCACAGAAUGGUUUGGGUUGGAAAGAACCUUAAGUUCCAACCCCCAGCCAUGCAGUGUUCCUGUUGCUAAUAAAUAUUUUAGGUGGCUGCAUGGCAGACCAGGGGGUUUUGGAACUUUUCUAGCCUACUCUGUCAAUAAACCUCAGGCAGGGCUGGCUGACAGGGCUGUGCUAAUGGCAAAGCCAGCUUCCAUGCCUCAGGACUGGCAGUUCUUAAUUGGGCUUUACCUUCCCCUUUAGGUAAGUAAGGGCAGCACAAGGCUGAGUGAGUUUUAAGUGCUGUCCUUGUUCUCAGGAAGAAAAUAAGCACUGUGGCCUUCACCUGUGGAAAACUGGCACAUCUGUCUUUCAGGAAGUAGAGACAAAUCUUGCAAAUGGUUGCAUACACUCAAUCACUUCAAGAAUUCACAGUUUGAAAGGUUCUUCGCUAACUUUCUUACUUAAAUUUGAAGGUUUUAGAAUAUUUAGAUGGCUAUUUUGGGUAUGAUCAAUAUAGUGCCUUUGUUUCUCAGAAUUAGGCUUUUU